GGGCUGUGUGGCGUCGCCUGAGGGGCCGGGUGGCGGCGGCCUCGGCGAUGCGGGGCGGAGCCCAUGGAGGAGCCUGACUAUUUCGGCAGCAGCAGCAGCAGCGCGGCCGAGUGGGGGGACGAGACUGCCGCAGACGGAGGCGCGCAAGAUGAUGAAUAUGGCGAAGAAGAUGAUGCUGAGGUCCAGCAGGAAUGUUUGCACAAAUUUUCCACCCGAGAUUACAUAAUGGAGCCUUCCAUUUUUAAUACUUUAAAAAGGUAUUUCCAGGCAGGUGGCUCUCCAGAGAACGUCAUCCAGCUCUUAUCAGAAAAUUAUACUGCGGUAGCUCAAACAGUAAACUUGUUGGCCGAGUGGCUCAUUCAAACAGGUGUUGAACCAAUUCAAGUCCAGGAGACAGUGGAAAACCAUUUAAAAAGCUUGCUGAUUAAACACUUUGACCCCCGAAAAGCAGACUCCAUUUUUACAGAGGAAGGCGAGACUCCAGCAUGGCUUGAGCAAAUGAUAGCACAUACUACAUGGAGGGAUCUCUUCUACAAAUUGGCUGAAGCUCAUCCGGAUUGCCUCAUGCUAAAUUUUACUGUCAAGCUUAUCUCCGAUGCUGGGUACCAGGGAGAGAUAACCAGUGUUUCCACAGCAUGCCAGCAGUUAGAAGUCUUUUCUCGAGUUCUGCGCACCUCCCUGGCAACCAUCUUAGAUGGUGGAGAAGAAAACCUGGAGAAAAAUCUGCCUGAAUUUGCCAAAAUGGUGUGCCAUGGAGAACACACAUACCUCUUUGCCCAGUCAAUGAUGUCCAUCUUAGCCCAAGAAGAACAAGGUGGUUCUGCUGUGCGCAGGAUUGCUCAAGAGGUUCAGCGGUUCGCUCAUGAAAAAGGCCACGAUGCUAGUCAGAUCACUUUAGCUCUGGGCACUGCCGCCUCCUACCCUCGGGCCUGCCAAGCCCUUGGAGCCAUGUUGUCGAAAGGAGCUCUGAACCCAGCAGACAUCACCGUCCUGUUCAAAAUGUUCACAAGCAUGGAUCCCCCUCCAGUAGAACUGAUCCGAGUGCCUGCUUUCUUGGAUCUCUUCAUGCUCUCACUGUUUAAACCUGGUGCUAAGAUAAAUCAGGACCAUAAGCACAAAUAUAUCCAUAUUUUGGCAUACGCUGCUAGCGUUGUAGAAACAUGGAAAAAGAACAAGAGAAUGAGCAUAAAUAAAGAUGAACUCAAGUCCACUUCAAAAGCUGUUGAAACGGUUCAUAAUCUCUGCUGUAAUGAGAAUAAAGGAGCAUCUGAGCUUGUGGCAGAACUGAGCACCCUUUACCAGUGUAUCAGGUUUCCAGUAGUAGCAAUGGGGGUACUGAAAUGGGUCGACUGGACAGUGUCAGAGCCUCGCUAUUUCCAGCUUCAGACGGAUCAUACUCCGGUGCAUUUGGCACUUUUGGAUGAGUAAGACCAGGGCUCUAUCAGUACCUGCCACCAACUGCUUCACCCUCUGGUCCUGCAGCUGCUUGUCAAGCUCUUUGAGACGGAGCACUCUCAGCUGGAUGUCAUGGAGCAGCUGGAGCUCAAAAAAACCCUGCUGGACAGGAUGGUUCACUUACUGAGUCGAGGAUACGUCCUUCCUGUGGUCAGCUACAUCCGCAAGUGUCUCGAGAAGCUGGACACAGACAUCUCUUUGAUCAGAUACUUUGUGACUGAGGUGCUGGAUGUGAUUGCCCCUCCAUAUACCUCUGACUUCGUGCAGCUUUUUCUCCCAAUCCUGGAGAACGACAGCAUUGCAGGCACUAUCAAGACAGAAGGCGAGCAUGACCCUGUCACAGAGUUCAUAGCACAUUGUAAAUCAAAUUUCAUCAUGGUCAACUGAACCAGAAGAAAAGCUGCAGUCCUGAUUCCAUAGAAGAUUCCUCCUUUGCAUUUUACAGCGUAGGAUGAUAUGAAUGCCAUCCAACAAGAAGCAAGGGAUCGUCUGGCAAUUCAGGUUAACGGAGGACUUUUCACAAGUGAAAUUAAAGUUUAUUUAGGGAACAGGUUUUGUUUUUGUUUUUAAAUGACAUCAGAGAACCAGUUUGAACUGCCAGUACCCAAAACGUUUCAUAGACCAAGGGAAACAAUGAAGUAUUGCAUACUUGUGACUACAGGUUCGACACCUGGUUUUCCAUAGCAAAGCAGAAAGUGGGUAAUUGCAACAGCUGAUAGAAUUGCUCAUAUAAAGAUGUUUCCUGUGGUCCAUUCUUUUGAUUUCAGACACGGGAAGAACCUCUGCGCUCCUCCCCCCCUCUGCAUUGUGUACGCAGGUGAUUUGUGGCUGGAAAAAUGCUGUUGAUAGCUUGUGCAGGUCGUUUGAUCCCUAACAGUUCUGUGUCAUCUCGUGACAAAGCUGUUGGUUUAUUUGUCUGAUCUACUGUCCUGUUUGGCAAUGUCUUACAUGAGUCUAAUAAUAGAAGAGCUAGCUGCACUAGUUGUCCGGUUAAAUCAGUGAAUCGGCUGUUGGUUCUGUUGCAGAGCAGAUGUGGUGCUCUCUUGGCAGCCUCAGCAUUGCAGUUUCCUUUUCCAAAAUGUUUUCUUCUGUCCCAUAUAUCAGGGGUGGCCAAUGGUAGCUGUCCAGAUGUUUUUUGCCUACAACUCCCAUCAGCCCCAGCCACUGGCCAUGCUGGCUGGGGCUGAUGGGAGUUGUAGGCAAAAAACAUCUGGACAGCUACCAUUGGCCACCCGAAAUAUAUGUUCUCUGCAGGUCCUCUUGAAGAAACACUGUUCUGUGUGUAUUUAUAUAUAUUUUUAAAUUAACCUUGACUAUAGGUUUCAGUACCACAUGACAACAGCUACUGUUAAAGUAUCUGGAUGUGCAGGACCAAUGUAGCAUUCUGCAGGUUAGUAGGGAUGUUUGUUUCAGUUUGUGGUUUGUGACAAAACCAUGAACCAAUACAAAUCGGGUGGGUUGGUAUGUGAAGUGAACUGGUUCUUAGCAGUUUGUGACCCCUGCUUUCAGCUCCCUGCUGUCUUUUGCAGGGAGCAGAAAGCAGGAGUUCAAAUGGUUUUAUGUGGGGAGCAGAAAGCAGGGGUUUGCCCCACAAAAUGUGGCAGAGCUGAAAGCAGAAGUUUCCCCACUGAUCAGCCGUUUUUCACUGGUAGCAGAAAGUCGGUGCUUAAUGGCUCUGAGCUGUUUAAACACCUGCUUUCUGCUCUUCGCGAACUGCCUCAACAUUCUUGGAAAUUUGUGGCAGCUCUUCUGCGUCCAAGUUUUGAUUUGUAAACCAUAAACCAGCCAAAAUUUGCCACAAACUUAAGUUCAUGAGCCUGUUCAUGCCCUUCCCUACAGGUUAGUACUGCCUUCUCAAGAGCCAAGUGUAGGAAGGAAUAUGAGUUCUAAUAAAUUCUGUUUUUUUGGAAA
Messenger RNA from Heteronotia binoei (common prickly gecko), 3366 nucleotides. It is a transcript of the gene NELFCD, whose product is annotated as negative elongation factor complex member C/D. Gene Ontology annotation, molecular function: RNA binding. Gene Ontology annotation, biological process: negative regulation of transcription elongation by RNA polymerase II. The transcript is spliced from 15 exons. The record is from RefSeq and is a predicted model, not a curated record. Gene Ontology annotation, cellular component: NELF complex; nucleus. Lineage: Eukaryota; Metazoa; Chordata; Lepidosauria; Squamata; Gekkonidae.